UUCUACAACUCCGGCUCAACCGACCAAAUCACCGUCUCCGAAAACACCACCGCCUACGCCAAAUACCGCCUCCGUCCCCGCGUCCUCGCCGACGUCUCCAAAUGCGACACCUCCACCACCUGUCUCAACCGCCGCAUCCCAUUCCCGCUCUGCAUCUCUCCCGCGGGACUCCAAGCCAUGGCCCACCCCGACGGCGAGCUCGCCACUUCCCGGGCCUGCGCCCGCCGCGGCUUGAACAUGGGAAUCUCCAGCUACGCCAACUACUCCAUCUCCGCCAUCCGCUCCGCGGGAAAAGGAGUGGGUGAUAUCGCCCAUGCGAUUCAGCUGUAUACGCUCAAGGACCGGGAUUUGCAGCUUAGUAUUAUCCGGGAAGCGGAGGCGCAGGGCUGUACGGCGAUUUUUUUGACUGCUGAUAGUCCGGUUCUGGGCGUAAGAUAUAAUGAAUGGCGGAAUGAUUUUCGUAUUCCCGAGGGACUGGGGAAUCCGAUCAUGAAGCGCAGCUCGGAGCAGAUUCGGAAACAGACACAUGACGACGGAUUUGCGUCGGUGAUGGUGGACGACCACUCAUGGGCGAGGGAGAUUCCGUGGCUUCGAUCCGUGACGAAGAUGCAGAUCUGGAUCAAAGGCGUGCUGACAGCGGAGGACACUUUGAAAGCGAUCGAGUGGGGAUGCGACGGCAUUCUGGUGAGUAACCAUGGUGGACGACAAUUGGAUGGCGUGCCGGCGAGUAUCGAUGCCCUCCCGGAAUGUGUGGAAGCCGCGAAGGGGAGGAUAAGGAUCCAUAUCGAUGGAGGGAUCCGCAGUGGGACAGAGAUUUUCAAGGCGUUGGCGUUGGGGGCGGAGUGUUGUUGGGUGGGGAGGCCGGUGUUGUGGGGACUGGCGUAUGAUGGGGAAAAGGGCGUGGAGAGGAUGUUGGAAAUGUUGGAGACGGAGUUUAAGAGGUGUAUGCAGUUGACGGGGUGUACGAGGGUGGAGGAUAUUUCGAAGGCGUGUUUGGGGGUGGUGAGGAGUGAUGGGCCUUUGGCGAGGUUGUGA
This is a messenger RNA of Zymoseptoria tritici IPO323, 1035 nucleotides long. RefSeq lists its product as uncharacterized. Lineage: Eukaryota; Fungi; Ascomycota; Dothideomycetes; Mycosphaerellales; Mycosphaerellaceae. The annotation marks the transcript as partial. Gene Ontology annotation, molecular function: oxidoreductase activity; FMN binding. The transcript has a single exon. The record is from RefSeq and is a predicted model, not a curated record.